AGCGCUGGAUGCGGAUGCGCGUGCUCGAAACGGUCAGAUCCUAGUGCGCGCCCUUUCGCAGCUUCUCACAGCGCUGCUUCCUCACGGGAAGGCCCUCGGAGUUGCGUCAUCGCACGUCAUGCAACUAGUGACGCUGCUGGUCCAGAGUGGGGUGGAGUGGUGUGACGCGCGGAGGCUGAUAGCGUUCCUGAUCAAGAUUGCGGCUUCAGCGGUUGAUAAGGGGCAUGAGGCGAUGGCCAGGGCCCUGUGGGAGCAAGCACUCACCACACUGAUGCAGCCAGCUUCCAAGACCUUGAAGUCUGGCAAUCCCCCCGUGUGCCCCUUGUUGGUGGCGCGAGCGUGCGUGGUGGCGAGCUAUGCGUCGCAUUCAGUGGACCAUGGCGCAUCGGGGCACGCGCAUCAGUUUCUCCAGCAGCAGCUCUCGCCAGCCAAGGUAGCAUGGCUUAAGCCGACACACUGCAGUCUCACCUCCCCCUUUUUCUUGUCACUCUCUGCUCCCGAGCGCCUCGUCAUCCAUGUUCUCCCUAUCUCUUGCUUCGCUGACUACCUUCCUUCCCGUGUGCAGCCUGGGAGUGCUGUGGCGAGCAUCUGGGCUGCUGUGUGCGCCGCUCUGCACCUCGCUACCGCCUAUUCCAUCAAGCGAGACUCAUCCAGCAAUGCCAAGCCACCCCAGGGCGGCAGCGAUAAGGCCAAGGGACGAAGUGGAGAAAACACGGAGGAGCAGGCGGAGAAGAUCGUGGGAGCAGUCCAAACGGCAGUGGCGGGAAUUAAGGCGCAGCUGGCUAGGCUGGGGAAAACAGGGGAUGCGGGGAAGCGAGAGUCGGAGGAGGGGAGUGAGAAGGAGCGGGCUGUGGCGUUGUGUCACGUGCUGGAGUGUGUGGAGUCAGUGGUGUCCGCGUUCGCCCAGCAGCAGUGGCAGGAGGAGAUGGCACGGCGUGUGAAGGCAGGAACCGGUGGGGCGUGCAGCAGGAAAGGCUCCCAAGUGGAGCGGCUGUGGGCGUGUCUGCAAGACCUGCUGCUCUGUGUAGUGCCAGCUUCUGCCGCGUUCCACAGGCUGGCUGGUUCAGACCCAGACUUGCAGUACCUGUGCCAGCUCCGCUCAGCUGCGUCCAGCUCCCUCGCUGCUUACCGCCUGGCCCUGCUCUCGCCCCCUGCGGAGAAGAGUGCAGCGGCACAGCAGCUGAAGAAGCUACUGGUGGAGGGGCAGAGCGGGGUGGUGGAGGAGAGGGACCGUGAGUGGAUGCAGUGUGUGGUGUAUAACAUGGGCGUCAACUUCUAUAACGCCAACCGCUACACUGAGGCGUUAGAGCCGCUUGCAAUCAUCUUCGCGGCUAUCAAGGCGUCCCCGCUGAAGCCCAGGCCAGAGCAGCAGGAGGGGGAGAAGGAGAAGGAGAAGGUGCUGCAGCAGUGUGUGCGCUGCAACCUGCUCGCACUCUCCCUGAGGCGCACAGGGCAGCUGGAGCAGGCACAGCAGGUGCUGGAGGAGGGGCUCCAGCGGUGGGGGGGGGUGCAAGCAGCGAGGAUGGAGGCGGGAGAGGAGCACGUGCCCCUGCACGCCAUUGAGGGCAUAACCAGCGACCCUGCCGCCCUGGAAGGGCUCAUGAUGCAGGAGCUGUCAGCAUAUGAUGACUACGGGCAGCAGCAGCAGCAGCAGCAACGGUGCCUGGCAGCGCGCACUGACGUGCUACAUCACCUCACCACGCACGUCCUUGCACACCGCCCUCACGGCGCCCUGCACCGCGCUGCUGCCUUGCUGGAGCACACCCGCUGCCUGCGCCUCCUCUCCUCUGUGCGCAACGCUGCUGCUUCUGCUGCGCCUGCUGCUGGCAGUGGAGCGGUGGAGGGGCAGGGAGGACUGGGGAAGGUUCGGGAGUCUGCAAGGGAGAGUCGAAUCUGGGACGGGCUGAAUGGUGCUGUUGACCUGAUGGAAGGCGAGCUUCAGGCGAGAACCAGCGCCCUUUGUGGCAACUCAAAGGGAAAGGACCCCCUCACGUUGCUAAGCAACUGGAUGCGGCUCAGGAAGAAGGAGCAGAAGGUUAGCACUGGCGGUAUUGGAUGCACAAGUACCGGGGCUGGUGGAGAGGGAGUGCGUGCGGUGGUGGAGGUGCUCCGAUGCUCCGCCGCUGCUCUCAGCGUCAGGGGCAUGUUCACGUACGAGAUGCAGCCAAGCAACCAGGCGGCGUGGGAGGACCUAACAAGAGCAUUGGACCUCUGGAGCAUGGCAAUGCGCCUGUCUCCAUUGCCGUGGCCAGCCUCCUUCCUCUCCCGAGCCUCCGAGUGCCAACUCCUUGCCUCCGUGAUGGACCUUCUGUCCCUUCAGGCCUCAUCACACCACCUCAUGGCUCGCCACCUAGCCCUGCGCCUCGCAUGCUCCAGAUGCCCUGCAUCUGCCUCUGCCUCGGCGGAACCUGGGCAGCAGCAGGAGAAUGCAGAGUGGGAAGACAGAGCAGAGGUGUACUAUAGGCUAUUCGGCAAUGCUCGGCCAUCUCACAUGCUCUGCGCGCUCGCUCUCCCUUCCGACCUGCCGGCGGGACCUGCCUUGCAUGGGACAGCAAGGGGCAGUAGUGACAAUCCGGGCUGCACAGGAAAGGGGUGUGGAAACAAGGGCACGGCGGAGGAGCCGUGGGGCCCAGGGAGUGGGGAAUGGUCGCUUCUGAGAGCAGCAGUGGCGUUGCAUGAUGGGUGUAGUGAAGGGGAGCAAGUGGUGGAACAGCUGAGCAGCUUGCUGAAGAAUCAAGGCGACGAGGUGCGGGUUGGAAGCGUGAACGCCCUGCUCUGGUGCUCUGGAUUGGCGCCCCUUGCAUGCUGCAAUCGCCGUUCUGCUUCAAUGUGCAUGUUGGUUCAAAGUCAACAUGUGGCUUCCAGAAGAGCAGCAUUAUCCUUCCAUCUCGUGACCCGCAUCCCCAUGCAUCCAUUCAUUUAUCCCUCCCACCCUCCCUCCCUCCCUCCCUCCCUCCCUCCCUCCCUCCCUCCCUCCCUCCCUCCCUCCCUCCCUCCCUCCCUCCCUCCCUCCCUCCCUCCCUCCCUCCCUCCCUCCCUCCCUCCAUCCCUCCCUCCCUCCCUCCCUCCCUCCCUCACUCAGACGGUGAAGACGGUGAAGGUUAUUGCCUUUCAGAGCGGGCUGCACUUCUUGCUCGCACACCAUCACAUGGCACACGGCCUCGCCACCAAGGCGUACCACCAUGCUUCAGAGUCGUACAGGUGGCGCCUUGCAGCCUUCUCCCACGUAUUCACCCCGGCCUCUCGUGAGGCUAUCACUGCUGCCACUGACGCCGCCAUGCCGGCCCACUCCGCUGCCACCUCCGCUGCUCCCGCUGCUUCCGCACCUGGAAACGCUGCCCCCGGCGCUGGCACUGGUGCCGGUGCCGGUACUGGUGCUGGUUCUACUGGCACCUUCCUGACUGCUGCCUCCUCAGACGCCUCCCUGAUCACAUAUGUGACGGCUCACGAAGGCUCUUUUGCCAGCGCUGCCACCGCAACCACCACCACCACUACCGGCAUGACUGCUGGAGGCGGCGUUGGAGGGGGCUGUGAGAAGCAGGAGGCGCAGGGGGGGAAGAAGCACGUGCCUGGGCUUCAGUGCGGGAUGCGGGAGGGGGAGCACCUGGUGGCGACGCAUGAGGCCAUGAGGGACAUGUGGCCUGCUGUGGUUGGCAGGCGGCAGGUGGACGUGGCAGGCAGUGGUGCUCCCAGUCCGUGGAGGCUCGUGGCUGAUUAUGUGGAUAGCCUGCACCAGCUGGGGAGUGUGUUCGAGCACCUGGGUAUGACUGAUGAGGCGGAACGGCGCUUUACAGAAGGCCUUCACAUUGCCCGUGCUCUCGCUCUCCCACAUGCCCAAGGCAUCUUCUCCUCCUCUCUCGGCCAUCUCAACCGCAAGUGCAGGAACUGGCACAAGGCCGAGCAGCAUCUCUCACAUGCAGCUGCUCUGCUGCGUGCUGCUCCCACCCACCCCUCCCACGCACACCCACUUGCUGAGGCCACCUGCCGAGGCUGCGCUUCCAUAGCUGAGUCGAACCUCCAGCAGAGACUUGGGGACCUGGCUAGGCGGAGAAAUGAUCUGGAAGGUUUGGGACUGCAAGGGUUGAAGGGCGGGCGUGAGAAUGCUCAGGAAGAGGAGGAAGAGGAGGUGAGCUCUGCAUUAAGGCCAUCAAGGAGGAGGGAGGGCGUGGGUGAUAAGAGAGGGAAGAAUUGUGGUGGUGACAGGGGAAGUGGUGACGGUUGGGAGGGAGCGGUUGAGCAUUACAGCAGGGCCGAGAAGGCAGUGGGGCAGUUGGUGCCUUGGUAUGGCGAGGUGCGGAGGGCGUUUGAAGGGCAAGUGGAGGGGUUGAUGGGUGAGGGGUGGGAAGGCAGUGAUGGGCUACAGGAGGAGGAGGACGAGGAGAGGGGUGGAUGCUUUGGUGGUGCUGAUGGGGAUAUGGGGGAGGCGCAAGAGGAGGAGAAGGGUGAUGUGCUGCCGUGCAAGCUUCUGCAGAGAUUUGAAGUGGAGGCACACGAGGCGGAGGGAUGCUGUGGGGAUGCGAGGCUGAAGGGUGGUGAUGGAGGGAGUGUGGAGAAAGGCGGGGAUGGUUAUGAUGCUGCAGGGGAGGAGGAUGAGGAGAAGAGUGCAGGGAAGGGGAAGGGAGGGAAGGGUAAGGCCACGGGUAAGGUCAAGGCCAAUGCUAAGGCUCCAGGGAGAAAGGCGUUGGGCGAGAUCAAGAUGAAUGGGGUGAAAGCGGAUGGGACAAAGAAGUCGGGGCAGGACGUGGAUGGAAGCAGUGGAAGUCCGGGGCCGAAAUUGCGGAUGCCAGCUGUUGAGGAGGCACAAGAGGUUGCUGCUGCUUCUGAAGCUGUACAGACGGAACAAAACAAGGCACCUGGAAAGGUGCGAGCAAGAGGGAAAGCAGGCGGAAGUGAGAGUGAGAGGGGAGACGGGGAAGUCGAGGAGGGAAAAGGGAAUGGCACACAGAGCAAAGCGGUGGGUAUGGGAAGAAGAGGAAGCAGGGCAAGUGCGACAGGAGGGCGAGGACGCAGUAAUGCAUCUGUCAGGGGUGGGAAUAAAGCAGCUGGUGUAGACAGGGAGGACGAUGAUGUUGUGGAGGUUAUUGAAUCAGACAGUGACGAGGAUAGGAGCGCAGCAGAAGAGGAUGCUGGGGCAAAUCCAGCUCGCAGGAAUUCAAGACAGGGGUUGAAGGCAGGUGCAGGGCGCAGGCAAACAAAGACUGCGGCUGAUGGGAGUGAGGCUGAGGAGACGGGACUGAAGGCAGGUGGGCGAAGGCUAGGAGGGAGGGGCACACAGGCCAAGAAAAGAACGUCAACUACGGGUGUAGGGGAUGUGGAUGGAAGUUCAUUCUCCACUGUUUCUACAAUUUCUGCCUUUUCUGCUGCUUCUACUGCUGCGACUCCUGCUCCAGCUGGUGGUCUGCGGAGGAAGGUCAAGUGUCCAGUGGAGGUGGUGUCACUGCUGACUGAUAGUAGUUCCAGUGAUGCAAGUGAUGGUGACGCACAGAAGGGUGAUAGUAACGAGGUGAGCAGUAAAAAGAGUACUGUGGUGCUAAGGACUGCCAAGAAAACGACUCAAAAGGCAGCAGCAGCAGCACGGGGUGUCAGGCGUAGAGUAGGAGAUAAGGCAGAGAAGAAGCAGAAAGAAGAGGUGGAGGAAAAGGGGGAGGAGGAGGAGGAAGAGGAAGAGGAUGACAUGGCGGGUUUGUUUGGAUCUUGCCAAAAGCGCGUUCUGAAACGAUCUGUGCGCACGCCUGCAAGCAGGGCGAGGAGGCGACAAGUGGUGGAGGAUGAGGAGGAGAGCAGUGGCGGAGUGGAGGAGUUUUUCAGUCCCGUGGAGAUAGCAAGAGGCGCUGAUACCAUGGCCAGACCGAAGGAUGGGAGACAAGGAAGGGGGAAAUUGUGGGUAGAAGGGGUGGACGUGGGAUCGGAGUGGAGUUGGAGAGCUGAGGAAUGGAGGGCAAAGGACGGGGCCAUGUGCGAGGAAGAGUGGUGGAGUGUGGGAGGGGCAGGGUGGGAGUUGAAGAAGGAAGCAGCUGGUGCAGGGGAGACGCAUGAAUUGGUGACGGCAGCGUGGAUGGCGGCUGCAGUGGAGGCACUGGUCACUUCACUGCUCUCACAAGCGCGCUGCCACAUGGAAGCCUGCAAUUGGUCGGUGGCAGGCCACCUGCUGCGCAAAGCGCUGGCAGUGGUUGCAAGGAGCAGCAGCACCUCGCUGCACGCUCCCACAACCCUCCCCUCCCUCGCCUGCUGCUCACUCCCCUCCGCCACAUCCCACUCUUCCUCCACCUGCCCCUGCGGAGAACCCUUCUCGGAUAGACCAGCGUCAGCUGGAAAGAUGGGGCAUUCUCAGCGGCAAGUGCGGGAGGAGCAGGGGGAGUAUGCGGAGCAAGGGUGGUUGCAGGAUGUGCAGGUGUGCUGCCAGCAGCAGGCGAGCAGUCCUCUGGUUCGUGCUGCCCUGCUGCUGAACGUGGGGCGCCUGUCGCUGCUCCUGCUAAACAGGCAGCACCAGGGGAGGAAUGAGGGAGUGGUGGGGAGGUGGGAGGGGCUGAAUGUGGGUACAGUGACGCACUGGCUGCUGCAUGCAGCUGCUCUCUCCUCCGAAGAUCCUCUGCUCUUCCGCAAGGUCGCACACCUCAUAGCCACCACAUGCGCCACUCCCCUCACCGCCACCCAGCGCAACCACGACCCAUCGCACCCCCUGUCGCUCUCCCAUCACAUUUCCCACCUCCGCGCCCUCUGCUCCUUACCAUGCCACUCUGCUGCUUCUGCGGCUGCUGCUCGUGGGGGCGGUGGUGCUGCUGGUGCUGCUGGUGGUGCGUGUGUGUGUGACCCGGCGCUGCUAGGAGCGCUCUUCCACGCUGCUGCAGUGGGCGCCACAAGCCGCAUGCAGCAUGUGGCACAGCUCAUGGCGCAGCAGGGCAGGCAGGGCGAGGGGAAGGUGGUUACGAGCAGGGAGGCGGAUGGACGGCUGGAGGACAGGCAUGUGGUGCACGAGAGAAUGCUGGAUGCUCUCAGGUUGCCCGUGUGCCCUCACCCUCGUCACCUCGCCUCCUCCAUCCGCGCCUUCCACCAGCACAUCAGCCGCCUCCCCUCCUCGUUUCCUGUCAUCCACCUGAGUGCUCUCGAGGGCGCCCCACACGCACACGGGGGUUUGGUGCCUGCGUUUCGAGGCCAGGCAGGGAGUACGAGUGUGGGGAGUGGCAGGGCCACUGCGAAGGCUGCUGCAGCAAAGGGGAAGGUAGGAAAGGGGAAGAAGGGAAAGCAGAAGGAUGAGGUUUCAUCUCCAUCUUCCUCGCCCUACUCCUCGCCUGCUGCCUCGUCCUGUGAGUCUGAGUCUUCCUGUGUCCGCGACCGGCCUACCAGACACGACCCCACAGCACAGCACAGGGCAGCAGCUGCUUCUGCAGCAGUGGUAGCAGCAGCAGCGGCGGCGGCGGCGGUGGCUGGAAGGGUGACAGGUGGAGGGAGGGAAGGUGCAACACCAGCCACAGAUGCAGGGGGGCAGCAGGGGAGGCAGAAGGUGCAGUGGAUUGAGGGGCCAAUGCAGCAGACGAGGAGGGAGUUUGAGGCGAUUAUGAAGGAGAGCAGUGUGUCUAUGGCAGCGGGCGCGAGUGCAGCAUCAAAGGAGAGCAAGGCAGCAUGGUGGAAGUGGAGGCUCACGUUGGAUGAGCGCCUGCAGGUUAUGCUGAGAGGUAUGGAGAGGCAGCUGCUGGGGCCGUGGGCGUUUCUGCUUCUAGGACAGCCCUGUGAAGGUGAUGCUGUUGAUGCUGCUGACGGUGGCUCAGUGGCUGGUGAUCUUUUAUUGGCAGCAGGAAGGGAGCUUGCCCAGGUUGCUGGCGUUGAGUCUGGUUCUGGUAGGGGUGGAGAGGGGUGGGGUGUGGUGGCAGGGUGCGAGAGGGUGAGAGAGGCAAUACAGUGCAGCUGUGAUGACCCCGUGUGCUCGCUGGUCGCUGUGCAGCAGGCCCUGCAGAUGCAGCGCGCGGCCUUCAUCAUUCACCUGCUGUUCCGUGCUGCCUCUGCUGCUGGGACAACUCAGAAAGCUCCUGUGACAGCUACUGCUGCUGCUACCUCAUUGGCCGCAUCCACUGCCUCUGAUGCCCUUGCUGCUCUGUCCGUUGACUUGGAAGAGCUCGCUGCCACAGCUCACCAAGCACUCUCUGCAUUGCCGCUGGUGGAAGCGGGAGGAGGGCACAUGUGUGCGAGAGCAGCUGCGGCAGUGGAGGCACAGGGGGAGAAGAUGAGGCAGAUUGUUGACAGGGCUCUUCAGAGAGCAGCAGAGGCUGCUGCUGCAGGUGGAGGAAAGGGAGGGGGCGCUGGUGCUGGCGCUGCUGUGAGGCGUGGCAGCAAUGGGAAUGGGGGACGAGGGUCGAAGAAGGUGGAGGUGCAGUUGAAGGAGAUGGGUGGAGGGAAGCGCAUGGUGCAGUGGCAACCGGUGCAGCUGAUUCUUGAUAGCGCCAUACAGGCACUGCCAUGGGAAGGCCUGCCCUGUCUGGCCCAGCAGCGCAUCUACCGCCUGCCUUCCUUCACUGCUCUGCUCUCCCUGCUCGCGCACCACCAGCAUGCUGGUCUGCCUGGGAAGCACCAGCAGACGCAGCAGCAAGGAAGGAUGAAAGGGGAGAGGAAGCAGGGUGGCGGGGUGGGUGGGAGUGGGAAGGCGGGGCAGGGAGCAGAGGGGCAGGUGCGGGUGAGAGUGGACGCGAGGAGUGCGUUUUACCUGCUGAACCCGUCUGGGGACCUCAAGUCCACUCAGGGCACGUUUGAGGCGUGGUUCAAGCAGCAGCGCACAUGGAAGGGCAAGGUGUGUGAGGCGCCAUCAGAGGAGGAGUUCAUGAAGGCACUGGAGCACUACAGCCUCUUUGUCUACUGCGGCCAUGGCAGUGGUGAGCAGUACCUGCAUCGCUCGUACCUCAAGAAGCUCUCUCGCUGUGCGCUCUCUCUCCUCAUGGGCUGCAGCAGUGCUCGCCUCUCCCCCCGCGGGGACUACGAGCCCCUGGGCGUACCACUCAACUACCUGGCUGCUGGCUGCCCUGCCAUCGUGGGUAACCUGUGGGACGUCACAGAUGGGGACAUUGACAGAUACUCACAGCGGAUUCUGGAAAGCUGGGUUGGGAAGGCUCGGGUGGUGGGGUGUGGGAGUGGGGUUGGGGAGAGGGAGAAGCGUGGGGGUGGUUCGUGUGAGUGUGAGAAGGUGGAACUGUGUGAGGAAGGGGUGGGGGGCGGUGGGGAGAGGGGGGAUUCGGUGCUGGUGCUUCCGGAGUGCAAGUGUGUGUGUGUGGGAGGGACUGUGGCGGAAGCGAGGAGUGUGUGUCGGCUGCGGCAUUUGAUUGGGCUGGCUCCUGUGUGCUAUGGAGUGCCGUGCUCCCUGCAACCAUCAGAGCCCACAUGA
Molecule: messenger RNA, 9367 nt
Organism: Closterium sp. Naga37s-1
Lineage: Eukaryota; Viridiplantae; Streptophyta; Zygnematophyceae; Desmidiales; Closteriaceae
Source: the annotation of a GenBank genome assembly